CGUACGCCGCCGGGGGACAUCAAUGGUGGAGUACGCGUCCAUUCAGGGAAAGGUCUGAGAGAGACCAUUAGUGGGGCUUACAUGGAGAGCUGAAACUGAAUAUGAGGUUAACGUCCUUAAUGAUGUACAUAUCUUCGGUUCUGCUAGUUAUUUUGUAUGUAUAUAUUGGAUUUUCUGAAGCUGCACCUCGCAUCAGCCCGUACGAUGCGUCGCCUAUCUCCAGGAAGCCCGGCUCAGCCCCCGACACCUGGGAGACCUUCCACACCGACAUGCCUCGUACUUUACCCGAGAGCAGGUUCGCUCUCGGGCCUCUAACCGGACUAACGCCGUCGCCUGCUAUUGUUUCUGCCGGCCCGAACACUAUUAGCCCUAUUUCUAAAACUGCAACCACCUUCCAGCCUCCAACAACAGACCCGACCACCGCCACCACUAGUACUACUACCGCCCCUGAUACUGGAGUAAUUUCAGACACAAAAGAACAAAUAUCAGCGCCGACUUCCAGAUUAACCGGCACACGCAAAAGAUCUGCCGAUGCACAAACAUCACUUUUUGCUCCAGAGAAAAUGCUGCAGACCAUGGUGUCUAUGGUUUCCCAGCGCACAGCAAACGAUGCCUGGGCUGCAGAUAAUGUUGGCACAUCUAUUACCUCAACAGAGAAUAGUCAAGAGGGCCUUUGUAACUGCAGCAGUGGUGGUGAGGGGAUUUUGGAUCCGGACGAGUGUGAUCAGAGCACCGGUCAGUGUUCGUGCCUGCUGGGCUACGCUGGCCUGCAGUGUGAGGACUGCGAUGAGGGACACUUCACCAACGGCACUAGUGGCUGCCAGCCCUGCACCUGCGACUCCUUCGGUGCAGUGAACCACCUCUGUGACAGCUCAGGGAUAUGUGUGUGCAAGACGGGAGUGUAUGGACCCAAGUGUGAUGAAUGCCACCCAGGUUUCUUCCACUUCAGCAGCACUGGCUGUCGGCCUUGCCAGUGUCACAACCACACCAACUACUGCCAUCCACAGUCCGGAGUGUGUCUGAACUGUGAGGGCAACACCCAGGGAUCCAACUGUGAGGAGUGUAAACCUGGUUUCUACCGCAGCCCUGAAGCUGCCCUGACCGACAUCUGUGCUCCGUGUCCCUGCUCCAACUCCACCUCCACCGGCACCUGUCACACCGAUCCCAGUGGCUCCCCAGUGUGUGACCAGUGCCUUACCCGGUACAGCGGCCCACAGUGUGACCAGUGCACCGCCGGCUUCUACAAAGCGUCCGGGGUUUGUGUUCCAUGUGACUGCAGUGGGAAUGCAGACCCUCAUGGGCCCAACCAGCUCUGUCACCCCGACACCGGCCACUGCCUCCGCUGCAUCAACAACACCACCGGGCCCCAGUGUCAGCUCUGUGCUCCGGGCUUCAUUGGGGAUGCCCAAGCACAUAACUGCACCCGUCCAACACCCCGGCUCAUUCCCACACCAGCAGAUAAAACCACAACAGAGGACCCUACAUCAACCACAUCCUCCCCCUCCACGCCCACCACCAGCACCACUUUAAUCUCCACCACAGCAAAAGGCUUCCGUGCCAUCACAACCAGAAGCAACAUGAGCACCUCUCUGAGCACUGCAGCCACCACCCAAGCCCUGCUGACCAGCCUGAGCAGCCCCACUGACAACACCACAGCGGCACUGACGGAGGUUUCCUGGACGCAGUUCAACAUCAUCAUCCUAGCCAUCAUCAUUCUGGUGGUGCUGCUGCUUCUGGGCUUCGUAGGAGGCGUGUACACGUACCGGGAGUACCAGAACCGCAAGCUCAACGCCCCGUUCUGGACCAUUGAACUGAAAGAGGACAACAUCAGCUUCAGCAGCUACCAUGACAGCAUCCCCAAUGCUGAUGUGUCAGGCCUGCUGGAGGACGAGGCCAAUGAGGUGGCGCCCAAUGGCCAGCUGGCACUGACCACGCAGAGUAACUGCUACAAGGCUUAGCACUCCAUCCAUCCCCAGACUGGACACCUAGAUAUACAGAUGACACAAAGCUGCUGGAAAGUACCAAAUCCAAAGCUCCUUCAUGUAUGACUGUUUGUUGUUACCCUGGUGGUCUCUGGCACUUCCCAACAUUUGGCAAACUGUCAGUGAGAUCAAGCAGACCUUAUCAAGAUCUGGAAAAGAGACGCAGAGUUGCCACUUGAAACGUUUUCCUUUUUUGGUAUUAUUUUAUGUGGAAUGGGCGAUCACUGAAAUGGGUCCAAAGAAAAAAGUUUUUGAGUUAUGCCUGCAGAGGGCACUGCUGUGCAGAUUAGUAAGGGAAUUGGCCAGGCGUGAGACAGGUGCUAAGCAUAAACCUGUUUGCUGAAACAAUGAUCUGACACUGAAUUGAGGACUUGCAGGAGCCUAGCAUUUCAGAUAUUUUUAAAAUGAACUUUUGACUGUUUAAGUUAUAACUGGGUCACUUGAACGGUGAUCUUAAACUGAGACAUUGAUUGUUAUUUAAUUCAUUUUAUUCAGUUCUUAUUUAUUGGUUGAUGUUUCAUUCUCGGGGGAGAAAUGCUGCACAUGUAUGAUGUGUUUAUUCAUGGUGUUUUAUCUUAUGAGCUGUUGAAUGGUAAUUUGAAUUGGCCAGUAUGUUUUCAUGUAUAGUUUGUGUGUUUUGGAGAGAGUCAUAGGGGAAGGGAAAGCUGCAGGCACAAGCAUUUUAAUGACCUCAUCUUUUGUUUAUAGCUUCCUGUCUUUUGGUUAAAUCGUGCCAGCUCACCUGAAGUAUCUAAGAGGAGUGUUUCUUUUAAAGAAAGUACAUCUACCAUUUCUAAACUCUCACCACUUGGCACUGCUACAGGUAGUGACUCAUGCUAGACUCACGUUAACCCGCAAAACCAACUUGUAAUCUAAUCUGCUUUUUGCUGCCUAUUAGUCGAACAAACCAUUCUCCACACUUAUAUGGAGGUUGGGUUAUGUGACUCAGAAUAGAAGACUGUUUAAUAUCUAAAGUAUAAACAGUACUCUAGUGUUGAUACUGUUCGUAUGAAGUACAACCAGCCUACAUCAGGUUACAUCAGCUAAGAACAGUGAGUUCCUGUAAAAUUACUUCAAAACUUCACACCUAAUCCCGGACACGGAUCCCAUGUUUUCUGUGUUGUUUAGGCUAUCAUUGGUUGGGUGUGCUUCAUUUUACCAUGGUGAAUGAGUAAAGCUAAUUAUGGAACUAACUCCUCAGGUACUGGCUCUUUCCCUAAUGUGAUCACUGUAAAUAUGAUUAUUGUACAGAUGAAUGUGAAUAGUAGCACUAUUAUUGUACAGGUAGAAUACUGUGUGUACACUGUCACUCAACAGGCUCCCGAUGUUUCACUCUGCAGGGUGUGAUAUUGCAGUCAGCCCACAGCUUUUUGUAUUUUUGUUUUUAUUUCUUAUUCUCAGUGGACUUUGCCAUAUACACAGCUGCAGGACUAAAAUGCACCACCAUGAACUCAAAACAAAGAAUAAAGUGAUGUAAAUAAUACCCCAAACUCAGAGCUCAUCUCUCAAAUAAAAAUGGGUUUAACCGUU
This is a messenger RNA of Chelmon rostratus (copperband butterflyfish), 3512 nucleotides long. RefSeq names its product multiple epidermal growth factor-like domains protein 9. The transcript has 6 exons. Bases 102 to 1958 code for a protein of 618 amino acids. The record is from RefSeq and is a predicted model, not a curated record. Lineage: Eukaryota; Metazoa; Chordata; Actinopteri; Chaetodontiformes; Chaetodontidae.